Podarcis raffonei (Aeolian wall lizard) is the source of this 4829-nucleotide messenger RNA. It is a transcript of the gene MAML2, whose product is annotated as mastermind like transcriptional coactivator 2. Gene Ontology annotation, biological process: Notch signaling pathway; positive regulation of transcription of Notch receptor target. The transcript is spliced from 5 exons. Gene Ontology annotation, cellular component: nucleoplasm; nuclear speck. The record is from RefSeq and is a predicted model, not a curated record. Gene Ontology annotation, molecular function: transcription coactivator activity. Lineage: Eukaryota; Metazoa; Chordata; Lepidosauria; Squamata; Lacertidae. Bases 338 to 3526 code for a protein of 1062 amino acids.
AAAAAGGAAAAGGGGAGGAAAAAUAACCCCUAUCAGUGGUUUGCAGCGCGAUUUAAAUGGCUGUUGCUUGCAAGUCUGCAGCCGCCCCUGCUGGCCAGCUUCGCCCCCCGCUGCUGAAGUCUGUUGCUUUGCUCGGGGAACCUGCAAAAAGGAUGGCGCUGGCGGCGACUUUGUAAAGAGCGCGCUGGACUAAAAUCGAGCAAGCGAUCUGCCCCGGUUUGCAGAAGAGAGGAGCGCAAGAUUCGCACUCGUUCCGGAGAGAGGAGCCGGUUUCUGGUUCGCGUGAGAGUGGAUCAACGAGCCCUUUGCAAAAGAGCAGGGGCCUGAGGCUGCGGGGAUGGGGGACACGGCUCCCCCCCAAGCCCCGAGUCUCCUGGGAGGCGGCUCGGUGGCGGCGCCGCGGGUGCACAGCGCGAUCGUGGAGCGGCUGCGGGCGCGCAUCGCCAUCUGCCGCCAGCACCACCUGAGCUGCGAGGGGCGCUACGAGCGGGGCCGGGCGGAGAGCUCGAGCCGCGAGCGGGAGAGCACCUUGCAACUCCUCAACCUGGUGCAGCACGGCCAGGCGGCCAGGAAAGGAGGGAAGCACAGCAAGGCAGCAGCGGCCAAUGGUCACAGCGGAGGAGGCGGCGGCAGCAUCGCGGCUUCGGCUACUUCUGCGAACGCUGCAGCGCCCCCUCCGGCAGACUACUAUCGCCAGCAGCUGAUCAGCAACGGGACGACUGGUGGCAGGAGUGGGAUCAACGGAGAGCAGCCCGGAUCGGCCUCUGGAGGGGAGCAGAGGAACCCCGCGCUCAUUGCGCUCCAAGGUUCCUUGAAGAGAAAACUGGUGGUGAAUCUGUCGCCGGCCAUUAACAAGAGGUCCAAUGGCAUUGCCGACUGCACCUUCCUUGAUAUUAAGAGGAUCCGAGUGGGCGAUAAUAACCUUUCUGUGGGGCAAGGUGGGCACUGUGGCAACAAUUGCCCAAACCAGCCUGUGUUGGGAACCUUGACGGCUGAACAAGGCGCUCAGAGGAAAGUCAGCAGCCCAACCGGCAGCACCCACUCCAACGCAAACGGAAUGUUCAACAUGACUCUAAAGGAGGUCAAGAAAGAGCCCGGUGAAACCAGCUCUUGCAGUAAGCACCUGGAUGGGCAGGGCUCCCAGGGCAAUCCUUUCCCCAUGCAAUACGGAGAAGACGCAGGGGAACAGUUGAUGGACCCGGAACUUCAGGAGCUGUUCAAUGAGCUGACAAAUAUUUCGGUGCCACCCAUGAGCGACCUUGAGCUGGAAAACAUGAUCAACGCCACCAUCAAUAAAGACGAGCCCUUUAGCAUCGACCUCGGGCAGCAGGUCCAGAGAGCGCCCUCAGCCAGGUCCUCCUCCUUGCAGAUGGACAAGAUGGUGAUCAAGCAAGAGUACUCGCCAGGUCUGAACCAAGCUUCCGUGGGGUCUCCCCAGAUGAGGCCUUCUUCCACGGGCCCAGCUUACACCAUGUCCGGAGCCGCUAUGUCCGCCUCAUCGCCGAUUCCUUCAGCACCUCAGACUCAGACUCCUCCAUCUCAAGGGUCUUCAGUUCCCAACCGGCCCUUGGCCAGCUGGCAGGAGGUCUCCCACGCCCAGCAGUUGAAGCAGAUCGCGGCCAACCGACAGCAACAUGCCCUUAUUCAGCAGUGCCAGCAAAGCCAGCCGCCAUCCCCCUGGCCCGCUUUGACAUCCGCCGAGCCUUCUCCCGGGUCCUUCGUCCAGGAGAAGAUCUCCAGCCCUCCUUUCCACCAGCAGCAGUUCAGCCCUCAAAGCUCCGGAAUGCCUGGGAAUGGGAACCAGCCGAAAGGGAUAAAUAACUACCUUUACCGGCCAAGCUCCAUGCCCCAGGGCAAUCCCAUGAACAUGAUGAUGCAGCGAAAGCCUCAGGACCUCAACAGGGGUUAUAUAAGCAGCGGCCAGAUGUCUCUGGAGGAGCCUCAGAACAACAUCAAGCCUUUGUUUCAUUUCAACUCGGAGCAAGCCAGCCAGCAGAUGCCUUCCGUUUUGGGUUCCCAAAACAAGCCUUCCAUUCUGCACUAUGCACAGCAGCAGCAGCAGCAGCCUAACUCUGCCGCGGUGCAACAACAGAACCAGCAGCAGCAGACACGGCCACCCCAGCCUCUGCAGAGGCCACCGAACAUACCCUUAGCUUUGCAGCAGAAGAUCCUGCUGCAGAAAAUGCUGCAAGGCCAGCCAGUUUCGGGGCUUCAGUAUCCUGUCCCGCCUCAGCACCAGCUGGAUCAACACUCCGUGCUGAGCCAAAGCGCAGGCCCCAAUCCAACGUCAAACGCUUGCACGAAUCCAAAUGCUGCGAGCGGCUACAUGAACUCACCUCAGCAAGCUCUGCUGAAUCAGCAGCUGAAGCAACAACUCCUUUUGCAGCACCAGCAGCAGCAACAAAAGAUACUAACUGAAGCAGAGAAAAUGACUCCGCAAGAUCAGCUGAACCGGCACUCGACGAGGCCCCCGCCAGAUUAUAAAGACCAAAGAAGGAACCCGGUCAACAUGCAGCAAACACAUCAGUAUUCAGGUGGAUCGCCAGCCGUGAGUGCCAGCUCCAACCUCUGCUUUUCCAACUCAAUUUCAACUCCCAGCCUAUCGCCGCAGGCGUCCGGUCUUUUGACCACCACUCACGGAGCCAGAAUGCCUUCCCUCCCGACGACACGCCACAUGGUCUGCUACGGGAACAUUCCUUGCAGCCAACCGAGCGCGUACAGCGUGGCUGCAUCGGGCGCGAGCCAAGUGUCGCAGCACAGGAACCCGAACCAAAUGAUCCCCAGCCAGCAAAGCAAUUCCACAGUAUCUCGGCAAGGGCCUCCGGGGCAAGGCAGUAAUAAUAGCCUGUCGGCGUAUGACGGCGGGCCCGGGAUCAGCUCUCAGCAAGGCAAACUCAGCUUGAACCAAGGGACUUCUUCUGCACCAAGGCCUCUGAACGUCAUGGUCAACUCCAAUUCAGCAGCUCAGACCUGGGCCUCACAAGAAACAGGAGCGAAGCAGCAGGAAACACGCAAGGCCGUGGGGUCCCCUUUCCCCGCGGGCAGCCCCUAUACAAACCAGCCGCUACAGUGCCCAUCUGCCCACCAGCAGUUUCCCCAGCGCGCCAUGGGCCCUGCUCCUAACCAGCUGGCCUCCCCCCAGAUGAGAACACCAACGGGCCAAAUGAACCAAACUCUAAAUGGGCAAGCGGCUGGGGCGCCAAAAUCCCUGGGGGCAAGGCCUGGCCAGGCACGGGCUCAGACAGUGCCACACUUAAAUGCACCGGGGGUGAGCAUGGCAGCCCCGAACUCCUUGCUGUCAAACCAUUUCCCUUCUAGUAGUAGCCAGGCUUCUGCCAGGGCCUACCAGGGAACCGACCACACCAGCGACCUGGCAUUUGACUUUCUGAACCAGCAAGGCGACAGCAUCGGGCCGGCCCUCAACAGCGACCCGGACUUCAUCGAUUCUUUGUUAAAAACAGAGCCGGGUAACGACGACUGGAUGAAGGACAUCAACCUUGAUGAAAUCCUAGGUGGCCACUCCUGAGGCCGAGCAGCAGGCGGUUGCAAACUCACAGAGCAGGUGGUGGCGGCGGUGGUGUUUGUUUUUUUAAGGCCCGAAAGCCAGGAUUGCACUCCACAAAGUUUUUCAGAGGGAACGUGUCUUUGGAGUGUUUUCAAGAAAACCAAACUUUGCUCUCCCGAUGGUUGAAGGGGUUCCUCGUGGUCCGCAAUGAGGAGCAAAAUCAAAAAGGUGUCUCCACCCGUUCAAAAUGUGUAGGCCAAUCUUCGUACCUAGAAAGCUAAGCAAGAGCACAGGAGGAGACGUCGGUUGCUUGUCCUACUCUUGUGUAGGCUACAGCUUGUGUAGGUGUUCGCUUGGGCAUGCAGACACGCAACCACAAAUCUUGAACAGAGAAGAAAAGGUAUACCCCCAGAUAACGUCCAGCCUGAGACUGUUGAGUUAAUUUAUCAGGAGCAGCUGUGAGGAAUCGGGAAAGUGCAUUGAUCGAGUGCAUACUUUUUAUAGAGAGGGUCACAACUUUUAUUCCUGCCACAGGUAAGGUCAGAAUGACCUACCUGAAACCCUGGAAGACCACAGAUUGCCUGUGUAGACAAAGGCAAUACCUUGGUUUUCAAACAGUUUAGUUCCCAAAUGUUUUGGCUCCCGUGCGUCGCAAACCCGGAAGUGACUGUUCCGGUUUGCGAACUAUUUUUGGAAGCUUACCGCAGCCAAUCAGAAGCCGCAAUUUGGUUUCCAAACGUUUUGGAAGUCGAACGGACUUCCAGAACGGAUUCCACAUUAACAGUCAUGGCUUCCUUCACUGCCCCAAGGAAUCCUGGGAGGUAUAAUUUGUUAAGGAUUCUGGGAGAUUCGCCAUGGCAAAACUUACCAGAAGAAUUAAGAAAUCAAGAUAACAUUUUUAUAUAUACAUUAAAGAAUGGAAAAGGUUUAUUGACUAUUUACAGAUAAAUUGUAAACAGAUAAGAACAUUGGCAGGAUUGUUUUAAUAACCUGCAGCGUCAUAAGAGUGUAUAUUUAAAGAAGAUGAAUAAAUGAGCAAAUUAAGUUAAUUGAGAUAUGCAAAAGAUAUUAAAAAUAAAUUUAAGGAACCGCAGAAAGAGAAGGAAGUCAAGCUAUGAAAUGUCAGAAUGAUUGUAAAAUUAGUGAAAUGUAUAAACUUGAAAAGUAUAAAGUUUUUUUUAAAAAGGGAGGGGUUCUGGGAAAUGUUAGGAAACACACACACACACACACACACACACACACACACACACCUGAGCUGGAGUUGUCCAGUUGGUUUAACAACCAACUCUUCUUCCCUGGGAACUCUGGAAAUUGCAGUUCUUUA